Hevea brasiliensis (rubber tree) is the source of this 2082-nucleotide messenger RNA. RefSeq names its product 5-amino-6-(5-phospho-D-ribitylamino)uracil phosphatase, chloroplastic-like. The transcript has a single exon. The coding region runs from base 644 to 1780 and encodes 378 amino acids. Lineage: Eukaryota; Viridiplantae; Streptophyta; Magnoliopsida; Malpighiales; Euphorbiaceae. The record is from RefSeq and is a predicted model, not a curated record.
AAAACAGGAAAAGAAACCACACGUUUCCUCUGAGAAACCAAAAGCAGAGAGAGAUUCAGACAUAUCUUCUGGGAAGAGUCUAGUUUCUCUUUCUGUUUCUCUUAUCUCAGCCGUUGAAAUCUUUUCAAUAUUAAUUGCUCUCCAGGUUCGUCAUUACCUGUCCUUUCCCCUCCCUGUAUAUAGAAUAUAUACAUACUGUUCCUGUUUAUACGCUGGUUUCCUCCAUUUAUGUGCUGUGAUUUGUAUUUUAUUUGGUCGGUGUUUUCUGUAUAUAUUGUUUUUACUUCUGGGGUUGUGUUUUUAUAGGUUUUCUAGCUGUUUAUUGUAAUUAUUUGGGUUUUAGAUUACAGGGAUUAAUGGGUUAUGCUUAGUUUGGCUUACGGGGAACAAUUGCGUUGGUUUCUUCACAAUCAACCUGGGGUUUUUUCGUUUUUUGAAGUCUGUUAUAUUCUUUCCCUUUGGCGGUUGCUAUAUUCCAGAGCCGUAUAGCUAUCUGCUGGUAUUGGCAGGUGAGUAAAUCCCAUUAGAGAUUGAAUCAGGGAAAGUUGGGUUAGAAUUGUGUUCAAGUUUUCAAGAAGUGAAGAGGUCUGUGGAAUUUGGUUCAUUCAGCUAGAGUUGUACUUGGGAUAUUUACUUGGCAAACAUGGCGGACUCGAUUGCAGCAACAUCUCUUGUGGGGUAUAGACCCAAUUGCAGGGGAUUUUCUGUCACGAAUUCUUCCUACAGAAGGAAAUCUUCAACUUCGAGUAACUGUCGCUUCUUAAGAUCAGAAUUUAUGGGCAGAAGGAUUGUUUGUUUGUCUCCAAAAUUGAAAGCUGACAGGUUUGUGAAUACAUCAAUUAAGGCCCUUGCAAUGGAAUUAACAAAAGAGGCAUAUUCAUAUAGAGAAGAGGAGAGAAUACCACGCACUUGGAGUUACCGUCCUGGCACUGGUGUUGAUCGAAAACCAGGUCUGUGGCCACCAGAAAAUAGAGCAGAUAACCCUUCGUUGCAUAAUCCUUUGCUUCGACAAGAAAUGAUGGGUUGUGGCUGGUUGGGUGCCAUAUUGGAAUGGGAGGGUGUCAUAAUUGAGGAUAAUCCUGAUCUUGAUAAGCAAGCAUGGCUUGCUCUUUCUCAAGAAGAAGGAAAAUCCCCUCCACCAGCUUUCAUUUUAAGACGACUAGAAGGGAUGAAGAAUGAACAAGCAAUAUCUGAAGUUCUGUGUUGGUCAAGAGACCCAGCAGAACUGAGAAGAAUGGCCACUAGGAAGGAAGAAAUUUACCAAGCUUUGCAAGGUGGGAUAUAUAGAUUACGGUCUGGCUCGAAAGAGUUUGUGAAUGUUUUGAUGCAUUACAAGAUCCCAAUGGCAUUGAUAUCCACGCGUCCAAGGAAGACUCUUGAGACUGCAAUUGGAAGCAUUGGUAUCAAUGGGUAUUUCACUACGAUUGUAGCAGCAGAAGAUGUUCACAGGGGGAGGCCUGACCCUGAGAUGUUUGUUUAUGCAGCACAGCUUCUAAAGUUUAUUCCAGAGCGUUGUAUUGUGUUUGGGAACUCCAAUCAGACUGUGGAGGCUGCACAUGAUGUUCGGAUGAAGUGUGUUGCUGUUGCUAGCAAGCAUCGGAUUUAUGAGCUCAGUGCUGCAGACUUGGUGGUGAGGCAUCUAGACGAGCUUUCAAUUGUUGAUCUCAAGAAUCUUGUUGAUAUUGAAUCACCAGAAUUUGGUUCCCCUGAACCAGAGAUGGAGUUGGAGGAGGAAGAGGAUCGAUCAACUGCAGUGGGAGUUGAUGAUAUUUUCUGGUGACUCCUAUGAAUUGUACAGUUAGCUUUGCUCUUCAUCAAAUUCUUGUGGACAAUAGUCCUGUAUGUCUCUUGUAACAUCAUUGCAAACCAUUAGAGCCCUUGUGUAUGAGGGGGGAAACAAGGUUAGGAAAAAGAUGAGAGGAAAAACAGGAAAAAAAAAACAAAAGAAAAAACAAGACAAAGAAAGAAGGAAAGGUAGUCUGCAUUGGACUACGUCAAUAUUAUCAUGUAUUUAUUAUCUGUACCAUAUAUGUAAUUUGUCUUUGGAUAAUACACUUGAUGGUAGUGCCUUUUCUGUUUGAA